This is a messenger RNA of Helicoverpa zea (corn earworm), 1771 nucleotides long. RefSeq lists its product as uncharacterized. The record is from RefSeq and is a predicted model, not a curated record. The transcript has 2 exons. NCBI's taxonomy places the organism in Eukaryota, Metazoa, Arthropoda, Insecta, Lepidoptera, Noctuidae. The coding region runs from base 1 to 1734 and encodes 577 amino acids.
AUGUUAGGUACCGAUAAUGAUAGAAACCUCUUUCACCUAAACCGGAAAGUAUCCCACAUAAAUACAGUGAGUCCUGAUUUUCUUGUCGGCCAAAUAUGGCUGCAAGAAGACGAACCAACUGCUGUGGAGAUUAUUGAAUUAAAUACUUCUGAUGAAUUCGAUCCUUUACCCGAUGAAGCAUUGGACAAUCGCUUAGACCAUGCCUGGAGCUACACCAAGAAAGAAACACUUCAGCAGAUACAAGAUACUUACAAAAUAAAUCAAAAGGCAAGAGAAAGAAGACGACAGAAUCAUGACCAAAAUUUUUUUACUACAAACACUUCCACAAACACAAACAAUCAGUUCACGAAUAAAAACAUAUAUUCCGAUGUGGUAGGCAACCGCUAUAUCGAUGACAACCAGUUAAUAAACCACCAAGUCAAUUGUUUCACCAUUAUUAACAAACAUUUCGUUAAUUCCGAUACCUCGUCGGAUUCAGAUGUUGAAUUUGUUACUUCCAACGAUAUAAUAAUUGACCCUACGAACUGGGAUGCAGGUAAACCUUACGACGAAGAAAUCAUAACAUAUGACCCAGAACUGGAUAAAGAAACACGCACCAUAUGGAUUUAUUCGUUUAAAAAUAAACAUCUCCUUUCAGAAAACGAUUAUGAAUUUGGCAACGUAACUGCCAAAGAAAUGUCCAGUUGUUCAACUUCAGUUUCAGUAGACAGCGAUGAAGAGAAAACUAAGGACAAAAGUACAUCUGUUCGUCGACUAGGGUCUCCGAUUCCUCCCACUUACAUACCGCGGCUGAACCUAUCGUUAGGUCCCACUUUGUCUACCGUUACUGAAGUAUCAGAACCCAACAAACAAACAUCUUCUAAUUCUUCGCACAAAUCGCCAAAAAAUAGGUUUCAAAAGCCGAGAAACAGUUGGAUUUCAAAUGAGUCCGAUAAAUUAGAUAGCGCGAGAUCAGUUCGUAAACUUGAAAAGUCGACGAACAUAGUGAAUUGGAUGGCAUUAUCCCCCCGGGAGAAAAGACGGAGAUCGAAAGAACAAGGAGAUAUAUGGCAAGGAAGCUUCUUAAAGUUAGAGACGCUUGCAGCUGAAGAAUUGGCAAAAAGAGAGCAACAGCAAAAACAAGACUCAUCAGUUGAGGAAAAUUCUAUAAGACUACAAGUAGACGUAGAUGUUCACGUAAGUGUUAAUGAAAAAUCUCCUGAAAAAAGGUCUUUAGGAACGCCAAACAGGACAGAAGUAAUCGUCAAAACAAUCACAGAUAGCAUAACUUCAACAUUGACUAAAAGUCCUGAGAUGGACAAGCCAGGCGCGCUAGACCGCGGGGAUCAUGAUAUGAAAUUGGAGCAGUCUCAGAAAAUAAUGUGCGGUACGUCUCGGAUCUGCGAGUCCGUGCAACUUGCAGGCCCCGCGCAGGCCAUACCCAGUCAGAACCAAGGACCGUUAACUACUUUUGAAGAAAUAAAAAUAGACCCUGUCGCUUUCGCUCGUGAAGAGAGAGAAGAAAUGGAAACUGCAUCUUAUGAUUAUCUUACAGAUAAGUUACAAUUAGCAGUAGAAAAUGCAGAUCAUUUAUGGAUGAAAAAAAAUGCGCCGUUUUUAAAACCAUCUAAGUGGGAGGAUUAUAAAUCUAUAGCUGACAGUCCGUUAACGAUUCAAAUGUCUAUUACGGAGACAGAACAUGGUCGCCAGCCAUGGUUCAAAAGGUUCAUAAAAACAAUAAACUGUUGUAAGUAGAAUCAAAACAUUAAAUAAAACAAACGAAUGCUUUCAA